CGUCACUUCCUGUUUCUUUAGGGGAACGUGGCUUUCCACGCAUAGCCCGUCUUCCCUUUUGCGUCUCUGCUGCAGCUGCCGGACCUGGAGUCGGACCCCGAGUGCAGCCUUGCCAUGGACUCGGCCCUCAGCGACCCGCAUAACGGCAGUGUCGAGGCAGGCGGCCCAACCAACGGCACGACGCGGCCGCCUUCCACGCCCGAGGGCAUCGCGCUGGCCUAUGGCAGCCUCCUGCUCAUGGCGCUGCUGCCCAUCUUCUUCGGCGCCCUGCGCUCCGUGCGCUGCGCCCGCGGCAAGAAUGCCUCGGACAUGCCCGAGACCAUCACCAGCCGGGACGCUGCCCGGUUCCCCAUCAUCGCCAGCUGCACGCUCUUGGGGCUCUACCUCUUUUUCAAAAUAUUCUCCCAGGAGUACAUCAACCUCUUGCUGUCCAUGUAUUUCUUCGUGCUGGGAAUCCUGGCCCUGUCGCACACCAUCAGCCCCUUCAUGAAUAAGUUUUUUCCAGCCAACUUCCCAAAUCGACAGUACCAGCUGCUCUUCACCCAGGGCUCUGGGGAGAACAAGGAAGAGCCCACAGCCAUGCCCUCCUCCGUCCAGGGGCUGACAGGUGGGAGGGGCAGCCCCGCCCCGGGGAGUGGACUUACCCGGCCUCUCUGCCCAGAGAUCAUCAACUAUGAGUUUGACACCAAGGACCUGGUGUGCCUGGGCCUGAGCAGCAUCGUUGGUGUCUGGUACCUGCUGAGGAAGCACUGGAUUGCCAACAACCUCUUCGGCCUGGCCUUCUCCCUUAAUGGGGUGGAGCUCCUGCACCUGAACAACGUCAGCACUGGCUGCAUCCUGCUGGGCGGGCUCUUCAUCUACGAUGUCUUCUGGGUAUUUGGUACCAAUGUGAUGGUGACAGUGGCCAAGUCCUUUGAGGCACCAAUAAAAUUGGUGUUUCCCCAGGAUCUGCUGGAGAAGGGCCUGGAAGCGGACAAUUUUGCCAUGCUGGGACUCGGAGACAUCGUCAUUCCAGGAAUCUUCAUCGCCUUGCUGCUGCGUUUUGACAUCAGCUUGAAGAAGAACACCCACACCUACUUCUACACCAGCUUUGCAGCCUACAUCUUCGGCCUGGGCCUGACCAUCUUCAUCAUGCACAUCUUCAAACACGCCCAGCCUGCGCUCCUGUACCUGGUCCCCGCCUGCAUCGGCUUUCCUGUCCUGGUGGCACUGGCCAAGGGAGAAGUGACAGAGAUGUUCAGCUACGAGUCCUCAGCGGAAAUCCUGCCUCAUACCCCGAGGCUCACCCACUUCCCCACAGUCUCGGGCUCCCCAGCCAGCCUGGCGGACUCCAUGCAGCAGAAGCUAGCUGGCCCUCGCCGCCGGCGCCCGCAGAAUCCCAGCGCCAUUGGAAGGUUCAAGAAGCUUAAAAUUGGCCUUCACAAGCCCAAGUCCAACCUCUCCCGUUUGCCGCUGCCCUUGCCACCUCUUGGCACCACCAGGCACAGAAAAAGCGGAGCAGGCAGCCUGUCUGAGGAGGGCGCACAGCGGGGCCGGGCCAAGUCCUGGAAGUUAUGAGGAGUCAAAUCCAAAGGAUCCAGCAGCAGUGACAGAAUCCAAAGAGGGAACAGAGGCCUCGACAUCGAAGGGGCUGGAGAAGAAGGAGAAAUGAUGCGGCUGGUGCCUGACCCUCUGAGGGCCAGACACACGGGCCCGCACGGCCGCAGUCCUGCUGAAGGGGAACGGCAGCUCCAGGAGAGGGGCAGGGGCAGCAGGCUCCCUCCAACAGGGCCUCCGGGGCCUGGUUCCCUCUCCCCCAUCUCUGGCCUCGCUCUGCCUCUCCCCAUCCCUGCCCGCAAAGGAAGCCCCCAACUGCCCCCACCCCCCCAGGUGCCAGGUGGGAAAAGUGGGUCUGAUUUUUAGACUUUUGUAUUGUGGACUGACUUUGCCUCACAUUAAAAACUCAUCCCAUUGCCCGGGCA
This is a messenger RNA of Orcinus orca (killer whale), 1961 nucleotides long. RefSeq names its product histocompatibility minor 13 (gene HM13). Gene Ontology annotation, molecular function: aspartic endopeptidase activity, intramembrane cleaving. Gene Ontology annotation, biological process: membrane protein proteolysis. The coding region runs from base 115 to 1557 and encodes 480 amino acids. Gene Ontology annotation, cellular component: membrane; cytoplasmic side of endoplasmic reticulum membrane; lumenal side of endoplasmic reticulum membrane. NCBI's taxonomy places the organism in Eukaryota, Metazoa, Chordata, Mammalia, Artiodactyla, Delphinidae. The record is from RefSeq and is a predicted model, not a curated record. The transcript has 14 exons.